Messenger RNA from Cutaneotrichosporon cavernicola, 1098 nucleotides. RefSeq lists its product as uncharacterized. The record is from RefSeq and is a predicted model, not a curated record. NCBI's taxonomy places the organism in Eukaryota, Fungi, Basidiomycota, Tremellomycetes, Trichosporonales, Trichosporonaceae. The coding region runs from base 1 to 1098 and encodes 365 amino acids. Gene Ontology annotation, molecular function: nucleic acid binding. Gene Ontology annotation, cellular component: UTP-C complex; CURI complex. Gene Ontology annotation, biological process: ribosomal small subunit assembly; rRNA processing. The transcript is spliced from 2 exons.
AUGCCGCGCCCAUCUCUCGGCACACCCAAGUCCAAAGCCAAGGGAACACCAAAAGCUACUCCCAAAGCCACUCCCAAGGCCACUCCCAAGACAUCAAAGUUGGCGGCCAAGCCCAAGUCCAAGACCAAGACCAAACUGUACUCCAACUUCCUCCCUAUCCCCCUCUCCCUUCCCUCGACGCACUGGAUCUACGUGCGCCCUCACACCACCAAGUCGACCGAUGACGCCCAAGUCGAACGCACGGCGCGAACUCUAUUCGCCGCCAACAUGCCGGUAGACGCCUCGGAACGCGACCUCCGCGCCCUCUUCUCGCGGUGGGGCGUCGUCGAGGCGGUAGAGGAGAGGGAAUCCUCGAUCGACGUGUUGGGAGAUGCGGUAGCGGGAUUACCGGAGUCUGAUGAUGAAGACGAGGAUGAAGAUGAGGACAAGCCAGAGGCAGAGGCAGAGGCAGAUGCAGACGCAUGGACGUUUGUCGGUACAGCCCAGGCGGCGCGUAAGCGGCGGCGUAAGGCUGUUCUUCCGGCCAGCGUGCCCGAUGUGGUUGCCCUCGAAUCCGUCCCUUCGUUGGGACUGAGCGGGUCGCGCUCCAUCCGCGUCGUCUUUACCGAUCAAGUCUCGGUUUCGCGGGCUAUGGCUCAUUCCGGUCCUAUUGCUCUUACUCUCCAGGGCAAGGGAUUGAGCUGGUACGAGGCGCGGUACGCCACUCUCCGCCCCUCGCUCGCCAGUGUACGCGCACACGCCGACUCGGCAAUGGCGCGAUACGACCAUCUCCAUUCCCUCCUCCUCGCAUCGAGGGCCAAGGCCCACGGCGCCGGUGCGCUGGUCGACGAAGAUGGGUUUACGGUUGUCGUCCGUGGUGGGCGGUAUGGCCGUACUGCUGGACGAGAUGCUGCUGGUGUCGCUGUUGCUUCUCGCGCUGGAGCUGCGGCGGCCGCGCAGAAGAAGCGCGGAAGGGGGGCGGGAGAGCUCAAGGAUUUCUACAAGUUCCAGAGCAUGGAUCGGAAGCGCAAAGAACUCGCCGAUAUGCGGGCGCGCUUCGACGACGACCGUCGCAAGGUCGACGAACUGAAGCGGCAGCGGCGCUUCAAGCCGUACUAG